Molecule: messenger RNA, 342 nt
Organism: Aureococcus anophagefferens
Lineage: Eukaryota; Pelagophyceae; Pelagomonadales; Pelagomonadaceae
Exons: 1
Biological process (GO): chaperone-mediated protein complex assembly; protein folding
Cellular component (GO): prefoldin complex; cytoplasm
Molecular function (GO): protein-folding chaperone binding
Source: RefSeq, a predicted model, not a curated record
AUGGCGGCGAACGUGCAGCAGGAGGCCGAGGAGGAGAUCGCGGCCUACAAGGAGCUCCAGGGCCACAUCAACACGCUCAUGCAGUCGCGGGGCCGCUUCCUGCAGCAAAAGUCGGAGAACGAGAUGGUCAGGGGCGAGCUCGAGAUCGGCAAAGACGACGCGGCCGUGUACAAGCUCGUCGGCCCCGUGCUCUUCAAGCAGGAGAUGGACGACGUCAAGGAGAACGUCGUCAAGCGCCUCGAGUUCAUCAACGGCGAGAUCGAGAAGGUCGACGCCCAGGUCAAGGCCAAGCAGGAGGAGCAGGAGAAGCUCGGCGAGGCCAUCAUGAAGAAGCAGUCCGAC